UCUAAUAAGCUUUUCAAUUAUAUUCUUACCCAUAAUCUCAUCAAUCAAUCUCCUUUAACACUUCAAACUCGACGAAUGAAAGUAGUUAUUACAUCUUAAUCCAAUACCAAGAAAUCCUAAAUCCUGAAGGAUAUUGAUUUCCAACCAAUCCUGAUCACUUUCGGUUCAGGACUCCAUAUAUAUAUAUAUAUUCAUCCGAUGGAUCUUCUCUAUUCAUGAAAUCUUUUUAGGUCUAGUAACAAUGUUGGUGCCAAUGGAAAACGUGGAGGACCUUCUGUCAGAAUUGCAUGAGCCGAUCCUUCAUCACAUAAUGUCGUUUCUCCCAAGCAAAGAUGCGGUCAGAACUAGCGUCCUGUCUACCAAGUUUAAAUAUUCAUGGCAAUCCUGUCCUACCAUCGACUUCAAACUAAAAGGUUAUGGUACUGAUGAAUUUUUGAGUAAUGUGCAUGAUUUUAUCGGCCGUCGCACGCUUGGUACUGCAAUAGGCAAACUCAAGUUACGUGUUCCCUCAUAUUCUGAAACGUCAAACAAUCGCCUUGAUGCCGUUAUUGAUUAUGCAAUACAGAAUUUCGUUAAAGAAGUUGAUCUUGAUUUCAGAAAUGACAUUCCUCAGUUAUAUCCUACGAUGAAAGACCUGUACUUUAGCUAUUAUCCUUUGCCAUCGAGAGUAUUAGCUUCUAAAUCGAUCACUAUUUUGAAGUUAAAAGGCUUCAAGAUGGCACCACGGGACUUGAUCCUCACUUCUUCCGUACUUCGGUAUUUGAGUCUUGAGCACUGCACCGGAAUGGAAAGCCUCAAGGUCUUCUGCGAUCAACUCAGUCUUAUACAUGUAGAGUCUUGCGUUGGGCCAAAGCAAAUUGAGCUGGUUACACCCUAUCUGGAAACUUUUUACUUCAUUGGGGAAGAAGGAUCUCAGUUGGAGUUAUCUGAGGAUACUUUUUCUACGUGCAAGUCGCUUAAGCAUUUAAAUUUGGACAGAGUUAAGAUUACUGAUCAAUGGCUUGAAAAUCUUGUCUCUGAAGAUUUUGCUUUUCUCGAGAAUGUCCGGUUGUCUGGCUGCAAUACCUUGAAAAAGUUGAUGAUUUCUCAUAGCAACCUCAAGUAUUUUGAGCUAGAUCAAUGUUCUGAACAACUGGAAGAGGUUGAAAUUGAUGCAAGAAAGCUAGAUACAUUUGCAUGUGGAAUUAAUUAUGGAGCAGUAAUGGAUAAGCAGCCUAUAUGUUUGCCAAUUCAUUCACCAUUAGUAAAGGUUAUACUGUUAUUGGAUACGUCUUCUACAACCUCCAAUUGGUUCUCCUUUUUGAGAGAUGUGCUUUCGUUCUUGGGUCAUUGCAGAGAAUUAAAGCUUGUUUGCAAAUCUGAGGAGGAUCUGAUUGUUCCUGAAGAUAUGAGGGGGAGUUUACUUUCUCCAUUGCAUGACCUCAGAAAUCUGAAAGUGGAAAUUAAUAAUCCAAUUUCCCAACUCCCAGAUUUUGUGGGUAGUUUGCUCUGGCUUGCUCCUCAUCCGGACACUGUAACUAUUGUUUGUGAUUCCGAAGAAAAAUCCUUGAAGUUUAAAUAUUCUUUGGUGAAGAAUGAGGUUAAAGAUGUAUUCUGCUGCCACUUGAAGCCGAUAUUAUGCUGGCGGCAUAACUUGAAAGAACUUACAAUGGAGAACUUUACGUGUCUUGAAACUAGGAUUAUGCACAAGUUUUUCAAAGUACAGGACAUGCGAUUGGAGACAAUUCAUUCCACCAAUAAAUCCAAGAGGAAAAGACCCAAACACGAAGCUGAGGAAUUUUGCAUCUACUAAUCCCAUCUUGCUAGUAGGAGCAGGCAAAGAUGUGCUAGAGUACUGCUUAAGAGAUGAUACUCUUGAUUGAUGAGAUCAGAAAGAAGAACAUAGCUGAAAACCUUGCUUCGCACUACUUUUUAUAGGGUAGACAGGACAUGAGAAUGAGACAAUAUUUAUACUUGUGUAUUAUUUUUUCUCAAAUUAAUUAAAAGCAGGUUAUGAUGCUAUAUAGUAUUUAUAAUAUACAAGCCUCAGCUGA
Molecule: messenger RNA, 2033 nt
Organism: Ricinus communis (castor bean)
Lineage: Eukaryota; Viridiplantae; Streptophyta; Magnoliopsida; Malpighiales; Euphorbiaceae
Product: putative F-box/LRR-repeat protein At3g28410
Exons: 3
Coding region: 242-1792 (516 amino acids)
Molecular function (GO): protein binding
Source: RefSeq, a predicted model, not a curated record